AUGGAGCUUUCUCAAAACAAAGGUACUAGAUUAUUUGAAGCAGAAUAUGCUUCUCAUGAACUAGCUAUUGCUGCACAAAGAAGGGACAGAAAUACUUUACAUUUUAUUAUACAGCAGCUAAUAGAAACAGGAAAUACAAGCAUUCUGAAUGAUUCAAAUACUUUACAUUGGACCGUAUAUUAUCAAUGGGAUGACGUUACUAUACACUUGCUGAGCUUAGGUUGUGACCCUUUUAGAGCAGAUAUAAAUGGUGAUACAACUUUACACUAUUGUGUGAGGUCUGGAAAUUUUUCAAUGUUAAAGUAUUUUUAUGAGAAAUACAGUUCAAGAAUAUUCUCAGUUAAGAAUAGGAACAAUUUUGGUUUAAUGUUAACAGCAGCUUCGGAAAGUGUUGAAAAUAAGGUUCAGGACUUACUUAGAAUUAUGGAGUGGCUCUUUUUACAGGGUUAUACACUUGAGGAGCAAGAUAUUCUUGGACAGACACCAUUAUUUUGGGCUAUUAAAAGAGGGAACUGCAGUUUAGUACAAUGGCUAGUAAGUCACGGAGCAAAUUUAGGACACAAAGAUCACAGGGGUAAUACUAUUUUGCAUGCUGCAUGUGUCAGUGAAAGUGAAGAUACAGUUCAAUUUCUGUGUGAUUUAGGGGCUAUUCAUUUAUUACAAUGUAAAAACUAUGAUAGUUCUAUGGUUGGAAAUACUGCAUUUCAAUUAUGUUGGAUCAAACGUAAUUAUUGGUUGGCAGUUUCCUUAUACUUCUGGUACUAUCAUAACAAGCUUUUUGGAACAACAACACUAAUAAGAAGCCCUUAUGCGGUCUAUUACUGGUUUAUUGCACUUUUUAAUUUGGCCGUUGUACUUAUUAUGAGAAAUACUAUAAGUAAAUAUCAAGAGUAUAUGGCUGGGAUAAGUAUGGAUCAUUAUUAUAUUUGGUUUGGUGCUUUUGUAGUUACACAAUUGUGUUGGUUUUUAGCAAAUCUCGGUCAUUCAAACUAUGUAAAAUAUCCACUAUAUCCCAAGAGUAUAUCGAAAUUAUCUCAUGACAAAAUAAAAAAGUUGGAAAGUAUAGCUUUGUACAUACCUAUAAUUAGUAAUUCAAAAGUGAAUAAAUCAUCGAGUGUAUUUCAGCUAAUGUUAAAAGAAGAGGAACAAGUUAAAAUUAAUAACGAUUUAAUUGAGUUAAAUCGUCAAAUAUUUAGUGGAGAGUCUAUUGGUUUAGAUAUUUACAAAAAUACCUAUAAUGGGUAUAUUCAAAAACUUAUAGAUAUAUCUAAUGAGAUAACUUCUUUAAUGUCACUAGUGGCUAAGGAAAGACAAAGUGUUCAUAAGAAAUUAUAUGUAGAUAUUGUUGAUGGUAAUCAAAUUAUCAGUUCUGCACCAGUGUUACCUAAAAUAUGUGUAACAUGUCGUACUGAAAGACCAUUUAGAGCGCAUCACUGUUCUGAAUGUGGUUAUUGUAUUCAGAGAUUUGAUCAUCAUUGUGUAUGGAUUGAUACUUGUGUUGGACUUGGCAAUCAAAGAUCAUUUGUUCUCUUUCUAAUGUUUUUAUUAUUCACAUUUUCAUGGUAUUACUAUUUGCUUCAACAAUACUGCUCAUUAAGGUUUUUAUUUGCUACUACAAUAAAUAAAGUUACAAAUACGCCAUCUAAUAUAAACAGCUGGUUUUCGCUGCAAGGAAAUGACUUAUUUACAAGUAAUAAUGACUUUGGGAUUGGUGUUUUUGAUGGAUUGUAUUACUUCAUGGUAUCAGAUCUCUGGUUCUCAGUAAUUAUGCUGAAUAGCAUUACAAAUAUUCCAUGGAUGGGAUUUGUGAUUUAUCUAUUCGUUAGACAUUUAAAAUCAAUGAUAACAAAUGUCACUUUUUAUGAAUAUUUAAAGAAACCAGAUAUAAUUAAACAAAGAUAUAAUGGUUAUGAUAUUGAUGGUUUUUGCUUUGAAUUACAAGAUAGAAAUCUCUUUACUGGAAUUAGGAGUAUAUUUGCAUAUUGUAUUAAAAGUAAUGCAUGGGACUAUAAUGACUUCUUUUCGAAUAAGCAACACAAUACUACAGUACCCCCUGUUUCAAGUUUACUGGAUAGUAGCUUUCCUUAUCAUAAUAUUGCAUCGAAUGCACAAAGUUCAUAUCGAGCUGACGAUAUGAUAAGUUCAAGCUUAACUACAUCUAGAAUUCCUAUUCAGGUAAAUUCAAUGCAACAUAAUUAUUCAAAUGUAAAUUCUGCAAAUUACUAUCAAUUCAAUUCAUACACCCAUAGAUAA
This is a messenger RNA of Cryptosporidium muris RN66, 2253 nucleotides long. RefSeq names its product DHHC zinc finger domain-containing protein. The record is from RefSeq and is a predicted model, not a curated record. Bases 1 to 2253 code for a protein of 750 amino acids. Gene Ontology annotation, cellular component: Golgi membrane. Gene Ontology annotation, biological process: protein palmitoylation. The transcript has a single exon. Lineage: Eukaryota; Apicomplexa; Conoidasida; Eucoccidiorida; Cryptosporidiidae. Gene Ontology annotation, molecular function: protein binding; palmitoyltransferase activity.